Messenger RNA from Amphiprion ocellaris (clown anemonefish), 2084 nucleotides. RefSeq names its product kelch-like protein 7. Gene Ontology annotation, molecular function: protein binding. The record is from RefSeq and is a predicted model, not a curated record. The coding region runs from base 65 to 1858 and encodes 597 amino acids. NCBI's taxonomy places the organism in Eukaryota, Metazoa, Chordata, Actinopteri, Pomacentridae. The transcript has 13 exons.
UUGUAACUUCACAUCGAGCUGCUGACUUUUCAUUUCAGCCUCACACUGCUGGAAACUCACGGCGAUGACCCGGAAGCAGCGCUAUAAAAGCGGGGUCACCUGCAAACUCAACCUUAGAUUCUCUCACCUCAAGUCAGGGACAGCUUCUUCAGAGAAGAUGUCAAGCUCCAAGAAGAUGGACAAUAAGAGUGCCAUCAAAGGGUACAGGCAGCUGACCGGCAUCAUGGGUGUCAUGAACGACCUGAGAAAAGAGGGUGAACUCUGUGAUGUGGCCCUGGUGGUUCAGGGGAGACGUUUUCCCGCCCACAGAGUAGUGCUAGCUGCUGCCAGCCACUUCUUCAGGGUCAUGUUCACCACCAGAAUGAUGGAGUCAGUGUCCAGUGAGGUGGAGCUCAGGAGUGCUGAUCCUAAUACUGUUGAGUUGUUGAUUGAAUACAUUUACACGGCACAAAUCGCAGUGAACAGCAGUAAUGUUGAGUCAUUGCUGGAUGCAGCCAACCAGUACCAGAUUGAGCCUGUAAAGAAGAUGUGUGUGGAGUUUCUUAAAGGACAGAUUGACGCAACAAACUGCCUCGGUAUUUCAUCCCUUGCAGACUAUAUGUACUGUCCAGAGCUGAAGGCAGCAGCAGAGGACUUUGUCCAGCUCCACUUCACUGAAGUCUAUAAACUUGAUGAAUUCCUGCAGCUGGAUGUUACACAGCUCACACGCAUCCUGCACCAGGACAAACUCACAGUCCGUGCUGAGGCCCAGAUUUAUGAUGCUGCUGUGCGCUGGCUGAAGUACGAUGUGUGUAACAGACAACAGUACAUGGUGGAGGUGUUGGGGUGCGUUCGCUUUCCUCUGCUCUCCAAAACCUUCCUCUCCAUGAUUAUGCAGGCUGAGCCUCUCAUCCAGGACAACCCACAGUGCCUCAAGAUGGUCCUCAGUGGGAUGUGCUACCACCUGCUGUCUCCGGAGGACCACAGGGACCUGGGCGCGAACACCCGACACCGACUCAAAAAACUUGAAUAUCGCAUCGCUGUAUUUGGAGGCUCACAGCCUGAGUUCUGUCACUAUUUCAACCCCAAGGACUCCAGCUUUAGAAAGAUUGGUGGCAACUUCAAAAAGCACAACACCGCCACGGCUGUCUUCUGGGGCAACGCCGUGUACUUUUUGGGUGGUUCACGGACGUGUUCCAUGGAAUGCUACAAUAUUCUGAAAAACAACUGGUGCUUCAAGGUGGGUCCGCCCACACCUCGGAACAACCUGUCUGCCUGCGCUGCCAGUGGCAAGAUCUACACAUCUGGGGGGUCAGAAACAGGUGGCUCAGCCCUGGGCCUUUUUGAAUGCUACGACAUCCGGACAGAGUUAUGGCAGGUCCAAACCAGCAUGUUGACGGCCCGCCUCUGCCACGGUUCAGUGGAGGCCAAUGGACUCAUUUAUGUUUGUGGAGGAAUGGUGGGCAACAUAGUCUCUGGGAGGAUCCUCAACAACUGUGAGGUCUAUGAUCCUAAAACACAUCAAUGGAGGGCGUUGUGUGGGAUGAGAGAAGCCAGGAGGAACCAUGGGUUGGUGGUUGUCAACAACAGGAUCUAUGCUGUUGGAGGGCUGGGGACACAGGGUGGACUGGAUUCAGUGGAAUACUACAACAUUGCUACUAAUGAGUGGUGUGCCGCCUCGCCGAUGCCAUGGAGAGGUGUAUCUGUGAAGUGUGCGGCGGUAGGGGAUGUCAUCUAUGUGCUGACAGGCAGGGGGCAGUUUGCAGAGCGACUCCCAAAUGUAAUGAAGUACCACACUGAAACAGACAGGUGGGUGACGUGCAGCAAGACGCCAUCGUUUCUCCACAAUAACUGCCUGAUCUGUGUGGUCGGCAUAUGAAGAGUCAAAGACAUGGAGUUCAUAGACUCUCAGCCACAACUACUGCCUCUUUAUCUAUAUCAUCCUCAUAGGACAAGAUCAAAAUUUUAUAUAUUGUAUAUAUUAAUUUGUGAUGUUUGACAGUUGUGACGGGGCCUGUCUUUUUAGAAAGUGUCAGUCAUUCCUAGACAACUCAUUGUAAUGUGAAAAUGUGUAUGUUUAUUGUGCAAUAAACUUUUUUUUUUUA